AUGUCCUGGUUUUUCCCGUCGAAGCUCGCUAAAUCGCAUUUCUAUGUCUGGUAUCUUGGCUCAAAAGAAGCCGAUGGCGUACGUGGAUCAGCGGUGGUGUUACCAAUUAUGCGUCAACUCCUGAAAGACACCUUCAAGAAGGCACCCAACAAAGCAACUGUACAGAUCUCAUCAAAGGGCUUGAAACUCAUACAAACUGUUCCUGCGAUGUCGCGUAAGGGAAAGGUGAAGAUGCAGACAGUCAAAUUCCAAAUUGCAGCAAGCUGUAUUACCUACAGGUAUGAUUAA
Messenger RNA from Haemonchus placei, 288 nucleotides. NCBI's taxonomy places the organism in Eukaryota, Metazoa, Nematoda, Chromadorea, Rhabditida, Trichostrongylidae. The record is from the annotation of a GenBank genome assembly.